CGCACGGAGCCGGAGCCGGAGCCGGAGCCGCAGCCGGAGCCGCCCGGCCCGGGUCCUGCGCUGGGCCCCUUCUGAUGGGAGGAUGGUUCUGCUCAGGCAGUUCAGGCUGCUGCUCUGGAAGAACUACAUCCUGCAGAAGAGGCAGAUCCUGGUGACGCUGAUCGAGGUGUGCCUGCCGCUGCUCUUCGCCGCCAUCCUGAUCGCGCUGCGGCACCGCGUGCACUCCGUCAGCCACCCCAACGCCACCCUCUACCCCAGCCAGUCUGUGGAUGACCUGCCCAGCUUCUUCUCCUCCCAGCAUGCCAGCAACCCCUGGGAGCUGGCCUAUGUCCCCUCCAACAGCAGCGCCGUCCGGAGCAUCGCCGAGGCAGUGGAGAGAGCUCUGCCCAUCAACAUCAGAGCUCAGGGCUUCCCCUCGGAGCGGGACUUUGAGGAGUACGUCAGGCUGGACAACCGCUCGGGCAGCGUCCUGGCCGCCGUCGUGUUCCGGCACCGCUUCCCGCACAGCUCGGCCCCGCUGCCCCUCCAGGUGGAGUAUGAGCUGCGCUUCAAGUACAGCCCCAGGAAUGCCCCGCGGAGCGAGCAGACGGGGCUGAACCCCAACCUGGACCGGGACUGGCACACCAGUUACCUCUUCCCACUCUUCCAGCUGCCCGGGCCCCGCGAGGCCAAGUUUGCUGAUGGGGGCACACCAGGUUAUCUCCGGGAGGGAUUCCUGGCGGUGCAGCACGCGGUGGACAGGGCUAUCAUGCAGUACCACGCCGGUGCCAGCUCUGCCAGCCUGCUGGAGAACAUCACCGUGGUGGUGCAGCGCUUCCCCUUCCCAGCCUACGUCAAUGACCUCUUCCUCCUGGCCAUCCAGAACCAGCUGCCCCUGCUGCUCAUGCUCAGCUUCACCUACACCUCGCUCAACAUCGUCCGCGCCGUCGUCCACGAGAAGGAGAAGAAGCUGAAGGAGUACAUGCACAUGAUGGGCCUCAGCAACUGGUUGCACUGGAGUGCCUGGUUCCUCAUGUUCUUCCUCUUCCUCCUGGUGUCCGUGUUCUUCGUCACCGUGCUCUUCUGUGUCAAGGUGAGCGAACAGGGAGCAGUGCUCACCAACAGUGACCCCACCCUGGUGUUCACCUUCCUUGCCAUCUUCUCCAUCUCCUCCAUCUCCUUCAACUUCAUGGUGAGCACCUUCUUCUCACGAGCAAACGUUGCGGCCGCCGCUGGCGGCUUCCUCUACUUCUUCUCCUACAUCCCCUACUUCUUCAUCUCGCCCCGCUACGACCUGAUGUCCCACAGCCAGAAGCUGGCAUCCUGCCUCAUCUCCAACGUGGCCAUGGCCAUGGGGGCGCAGCUCAUCGGCAUGUUUGAAGGGAAAGGGACUGGCAUCCAGUGGAGGGACCUCAUGAAGCCUGUCAGCGUGGAUGACAACUUCACCUUGGCCCAGGUGCUGGGGAUGCUGCUCCUGGACUCGGUGCUGUAUGGUGUGGUGGCCUGGUACGUGGAGGCUGUGUUCCCUGGCGAGUACGGUGUGCCACAGCCCUGGUACUUCUUCCUCACGCCCUCGUACUGGUGUGGGCGGCCCAGGACUGUUGUGGGGAAAGAGAAAGAGGAGGAGGAGGACCCCGAGAAAGCCCUGAAGAGUCAGUACAUUGAGGAGGAACCAGCUGACCUCGUGUCAGGCAUCAAAAUAAAGCACCUGUCCAAGGUCUUCAAAGUGGGAAACAAGACAAAAGAGGCAGUGAAGGACUUGACAGUGAACAUGUACGAGGGGCAGAUCACUGUCCUGUUGGGACACAAUGGUGCUGGGAAGACCACCACUCUGUCCAUGCUCACAGGUCUGCACUCCCCGACGGGCGGGCAGGCCUACAUCAACGGCUACGAGAUCUCCCAGGACAUGGUCCUGAUCCGCCGCAGCCUGGGGCUGUGCCCCCAGCACGACGUCCUCUUCGACAACAUGACAGUGGAAGAGCACCUGCACUUCUAUGCAGGGCUGAAGGGAUACCCAGCCUCCAAGUGUCCUGAGGAGAUCAGCCACAUCCUGAGGAUCCUUGGCUUGGAGGACAAGCGCCGCUCCCUGAGCAAGGCUCUCUCCGGGGGCAUGAAGCGCAAGCUGUCCAUCGGCAUCGCCCUCAUCGGGGACUCCAAGGUGGUGAUGCUGGAUGAGCCAACGUCAGGGAUGGACCCAGCCUCCCGCAGAGCCACGUGGGAUCUUCUGCAGCAGCAGAGGAGCAACAGAACCAUCCUGCUGACCACUCACUUCAUGGACGAGGCAGACCUGCUGGGGGACCGCAUAGCCAUCAUGGCCAAGGGCGAGCUGCAGUGCUGCGGCUCCUCGCUCUUCCUCAAGCGCAAAUACGGGGCUGGAUAUCACAUGGUGAUGGUGAAGGAGCCCUACUGCAACCUGGGAGAGAUCUCCCGCCUCAUCUGCCAGUACGUGCCCAAUGCCACCAUGGAGAGCAACGCCGGGGCAGAGCUGUCCUUCAUCCUGCCCAAGGAGAGCACCCACAGGUUUGAGGCCCUGUUCACGGAGCUGGAGCAGAGGCGGGAGGAGCUGGGCAUCGCCAGCUACGGCGCCUCGGUCACCACCAUGGAGGAGGUGUUCCUCAGGGUUGGGAAGCUCGUGGACUCCAGCAUGGAUAUCCAGGCCAUCCAGCUGCCUGCUCUGCAGUACCAGCACGAGAGACGCUCCAACGACUGGGCAAUGGAUGACUCCAGCAGCCUGAGUGGCAUGACGGACAUGACAGAUGACAGCGGGGCGCUCAUUACUGAGGACUGCUCCAGCAUCAAGCUCAACACCGGGUUCUACCUGUGCUGCCAGCAGUUCUACGCCAUGUUCAUGAAGCGGGCCAUGUACAGCUGGCGCAACUGGAAGAUGGUGGCGGCGCAGUUCCUCGUGCCUCUGAUCUUCACUGCCUUUGCCCUCAUCGUGGCCAAGACCUUCCCGGGCCCACGGGACUCGUCCCAGCUGCGGCUGACGCUGGAGCCCUACGGCCAGACCAUCGUGCCUUUCUCGGUGUCGGGCGCUGCGGGGCUGCCGCAGAGGCUGGCGGAGCAGUACACGGAGCUGCUGGAUGCCCAGCAUCAGUCGCCACUGGAGGUGCUGGGUGGGCUGGAGGAGUACCUCAUCUCCCGAGCCUCCGAGGAAGGAGGAGCCUUCAACGAGCACUACAUUGCAGCCGCCUCCUUCGAGGCCGCGGGGAACCGCACGCUGGUCACGGCGCUCUUCAACAACCAGGCCUACCACUCCCCGGCCACCGCCCUCAUGCUGGCUGACAGCGCCAUCCUCAAGGUGCUGGCAGGCCCCAACGCCUCCAUCACCGUCACCAACUACCCCCAGCCCCGCAACAUCACCGAGAAGGCCAAGGACCAGCUCAUGGAAGGCCAGACUGGCUUUGCCAUUGCCAUCAACCUGCUGUAUGGGAUGGCCUCUCUCGCCAGCACCUUUGCGCUGCUGCUGGUCAGCGAACGCGCCAUCAAGGCCAAGCACGUCCAGUUCGUCAGUGGCGUGUACGUGGUCAACUUCUGGCUUUCUGCCCUGCUCUGGGACAUCAUCAACUUCCUCAUCCCUUGUGCUCUGAUGUUGGUGAUAUUCCAAGCCUUCAACGUGCAAGCCUUCACCCAAGACAGCCACCUUGUUGACGUGAUGUUGAUCUUCCUCCUUUAUGGCUGGGCCAUCAUCCCCCUCAUGUACCUCCUCAGCUUCUUCUUCUCGGUGGCAGCCACGGCCUACACCCGUCUGACCAUCUUCAACAUCCUCUCCGGCACCGCCACCUUCCUCGCCGUCACCAUCAUGAGCAUCCCAGAGCUGGGCUUGGUGGACCUCUCCAAAACCCUGGAUAAAGUUUUUCUCAUCUUACCCAAUUACUGCUUGGGCCAGUGCAUCAGUGACUUCUACCAGAACUAUGAGUUCAUUCAGUUCUGCACCUCCUCUGUUGAAGCCAUCUUCAUCUGCAAGGCCUUCAAUAUCAGUUAUCAGAUGAACUACUUUUCCUGGGAGACCCCUGGGAUUGGGCGGUACCUGACCUCCUUGGCCAUCCAGGGUUUCUCCUUCCUCUUCCUCCUCUUCCUCAUUGAGACAAACCUUCUCUGGAGGCUGAGAACUCUGGUCUGUGGCAUCUGCAGGCGGCGGAAAUGGGUGGCCCUGCUGAACAGGGUGUCUAUGCUGCCAGAGGACAGGGACGUGGCAGAUGAGAGGAAGAAGGUUUUGGAGUCACCACCAGAACUGCUGUCGUCUCUCAGCAGCCCUCUGGUCAUCAAGGAGCUGACCAAGGUCUACGACAGCCGGGAGUCUCUGCUGGCAGUGGACAGGAUCUCCUUGGCUGUCAGCAAAGGGGAAUGCUUUGGUCUCCUUGGCUUCAAUGGAGCGGGCAAAACCACCACCUUCAAGAUGCUGACAGGUGAUGAGAGCAUCACAUCGGGGGACGCCUUUGUGGAUGGCCACAGCAUUCUGGCCAACAUCAAGAAGGUGCAGCAGCGGAUCGGGUACUGCCCGCAGUUUGACGCCCUGCUGGAGCACAUGACGGGCCGCGAGACGCUGAGCAUGUACGCGCGGCUGCGUGGCAUCCCCGAGCGCUACAUCGGCAGCUGCGUGGAGAACAUGCUGCGGGGGCUGCUCCUGGAGCCGCACGCCGACAAGCUCAUCAGGACCUACAGCGGUGGGAACAAGCGGAAGCUGAGUGCUGGCAUUGCCCUCAUUGGUGGCCCCCCUGUGAUCUUCCUGGAUGAGCCCUCCACUGGCAUGGACCCCGUGGCCCGGCGCUUGCUCUGGGAUGCAGUGACACGGACACGGGAGUGUGGCAAAUCCAUCAUCUUCACCUCCCACAGCAUGGAGGAGUGCGAGGCACUGUGCACACGACUGGCCAUCAUGGUGAAUGGGCAGUUCAAGUGCCUGGGCAGCCCCCAGCACCUCAAAAGCAAGUUUGGUAGUGGAUACACCUUGCUGGCCAAAACCCGGAGCGAGGAGGAGGGUGAGCUGCAGGCCUUCAAGGCCUUCGUGGAGAAGACUUUCCCAGGCAGUGUCCUGAAGCAUGAGCACCAGGGCAUGGUGCAUUACCACUUGACCAACAAGAACCUCAGCUGGGCACAGGUCUUUGGGGCCCUGGAGAAAGCCAAAGAGAAGUAUCGCUUGGAGGACUACUCGGUGAGCCAGAUCUCCCUGGAGCAGGUCUUCAUGAGCUUCACUCGCUUCCAGCACUACACAGAGGACAGAGGGAAGUGAGCCCCUGGUCCCUGUCACGGACUGGCCCUCAGCCUAUACAUAGUAUAUAUAGAGACAGUAAUUUA
Messenger RNA from Camarhynchus parvulus, 5274 nucleotides. RefSeq names its product ATP binding cassette subfamily A member 3 (gene ABCA3). NCBI's taxonomy places the organism in Eukaryota, Metazoa, Chordata, Aves, Passeriformes, Thraupidae. The record is from RefSeq and is a predicted model, not a curated record. Gene Ontology annotation, cellular component: intracellular membrane-bounded organelle; membrane. Gene Ontology annotation, molecular function: ATP binding; ATP hydrolysis activity; lipid carrier activity. Gene Ontology annotation, biological process: transmembrane transport; lipid transport.